Messenger RNA from Crotalus tigris (Tiger rattlesnake), 2195 nucleotides. RefSeq names its product olfactory receptor 2D2-like. Gene Ontology annotation, cellular component: membrane. NCBI's taxonomy places the organism in Eukaryota, Metazoa, Chordata, Lepidosauria, Squamata, Viperidae. The record is from RefSeq and is a predicted model, not a curated record. The transcript is spliced from 3 exons. The coding region runs from base 192 to 1139 and encodes 315 amino acids. Gene Ontology annotation, biological process: G protein-coupled receptor signaling pathway. Gene Ontology annotation, molecular function: G protein-coupled receptor activity; olfactory receptor activity.
ACUUGAUGUCCUAUCUUCUAGAAGAUAGGGUUGGUUGCUUUAAGAAUGCAGUCUUCUGCAACCUCUUGCCAUUGGCCUUAUCUGAAACUGACAGAUCGGGAGAGUAGCCAAUUGUUUGUCCCUCCUUGCUUUACCGGGACAUUGAUAUACAACUGUACCAUUCUGCAGAGGCUGCCUGGCUGGCACAUGUGAUGGAGCAGUGCAACCAGAGCUCUGUGGCUGAGUUCAUCCUCCUGGGACUGGCAGAGGGGGCCAUGACUGAAACCAUGCUUUUUGUUCUCUUCUUGGCCACAUACUUAGUUACCUUAGUAGGCAAUUGCACAAUGGUGAUGUUAAUUGGGGUUGAACAUCGCCUACACACCCCGAUGUAUUUCUUCCUCCUCCAUUUGUCUCUGCUGGACCUUUGCUAUUCCUCAGUUACCAUCCCACAAAUGUUGGCGCAUCUCCUCUCUAGGCAUAAAGCCAUAUCCUUUGGCCGAUGUGCCUUCCAGAUGUACAUCUUCCUGGUGUUUGGUAUGGCAGAAUGCGUGCUGUUGGGUCUCAUGGCCUAUGACCGCUACGUGGCAAUUUGCCACCCGUUACACUAUACCACCAUCAUGAACUGGCACUUCUGUAGCUGGACUGCAGGAGCUGCCUGGCUGAGUGGCUUCCUCAAUUCUCUCAUUGUCAAUGCUUUUGCUCUGCGCCUGCCAUACUGUACCCAAAAUCGCAUCAAUCAGUUCUUCUGUGAGGUACCGGCUGUGAUCAAGCUGGCAUCUGCUGACACGUCAGAGGCGGAGGUAGUUGUGUUUGUCUUUGGCUCCAUUCUGCUGCUUCUGCCUUUUGUCCUCAUCGCUGCCUCCUAUGGCCGCAUUGGGAUUGCCAUCUUGCGCAUUCACUCAGCUGAGGGCCGACGCCGAGCUGCCUCGACCUGUGGUUCGCAUCUCCUGGUGGUGAGCCUUUUCUAUGGCACAGCACUCUUUGCCUACAUGAGACCCAGCUCUGUCAGUUCUGCCACAGGCCAGGAUAAGGCUGUGUCUGUGUUCUACACAGUGGUCACCCCCAUGAUGAAUCCCCUCAUCUACAGCCUUAGAAACAAGGAGGUGAAGGGUGCUCUGAGAAAAUUAUUAAGCAAGAAAACAACCUCUCCGAAGACGUGAUUCUGGUGCUGUCUUCAGCUCUGUUCAGAAACGGAUGCUGAGAAUAAGCAUCAUAUCUGUAGUGAGCCAAGAAAACAGAACAUUUGAUGGGUAAAGGAAAGGAUUUUUGAAAGUUCUUAUAAAGAUUCCUCUUUAGCCUUUUAUACAUAUUUAGAAAUCCAGAUCAAGCAUUAUCGGAUCUCUACAGAGGCUUACUAGUCAGUUUAUUAGUACUGUAUUUACUGGAAAGAAAGACUAGAUUUUCUUCCUUCCCAGAAAAGUUAUCUACAAAAUGAGAGAAUCCCCUUAGAUCUGCUGAGAAAAGGGCACCAGCAGAAGCAGAUGAAUUUUCCGUAUCUAAAUUUCCCUUUUCAAGGGGGGGUUCAAGACGGGUUUCCACUUGGCUAAAUAUAAUAUUUUCUUCUUAUUCAAUUCUUCCCUGUGGCCUUUGUGAAACUAUUAGUCCUGUUUCAAUAAUACCUGCGUAUAAUACAAGCCUGCACAUUCAGUGCGUUAAGGAGCUUUUACCCAAUUUAUAUUAUGCUUUCUGUAACUGAGGAGAGUGAGAAUGUCCUUUGAGUAAGUUACAAUUAGCUGAAGAUCUAUGUCCUAGAGAAAACCAAAGAACUAAACCAUUAGAGUUCUUACCUACACAUAUCAGCUUAUGUGCUGAUUUCUCCGAACCAGAUUAGAUUUAGGAUCAGCUUUUGCUUGAGUAAGAGAACCAAUAAGAGGUUAGAGAAGGAGAUGAGUGCUUCUUUAGCAGGAUUCUUGAAGCUUGGGCCCUAUUAAAGACCUGAUCUCAGAGGAAAGAGGAGGGAGAAAAUCAUUGGUAACAUCCAUUCAGGCUAGUCUGUGCAAGUCUUCUUUUCCUCAACCAAAUGUAGAGACAUAUAUUCUACCUCAGCUUUAACUUACCAUUGAGUCUCCUAUAGGUGAAAUAGUAAAGAAUAACAUAUUGUGUGAUAUUGUAAUACCGUUUUUAAUACAUGUUUUCUGUUAUUGAUUCACAACUCAGAAAAAAACAUGCAAAAAUGUUUUAAUUCCUUCUUUUUAGAACCUGUAAGGUAUAGUAAA